AUGUUAAUUCCUACGCGCUAUCUAACAACUGCUGGCGGCAGCGCUACUCUUGCUGCUGCAGCAGCAGCAACAGCAGCAGCAACGGCCACACCUGCUGCUAUUGCUGCUAAUCAUGCGGCCCUGGAUGGCGCCUUUAACUGCCACACACACAGCUGGAGAGCAUGCAGGGGCAGCAGCAUCAACAACAACGGGAGCAGCAGCAGCAUUAACUGCAGCAGCAAUAGCAGAAGAAGUACUAGCAGCAGCAGUAAUAGCAGCAACAGCAGCAUUAGCAACAGCAGCAUUAGCAGCAGCAGCAUCAUCACCAGCCUCAGCAGCAGCAGCUACUGCCUGCGGCUGCUAGAAUCCAACUUUAUCCGUAGUGGAGUCCAGCUGCGCCACAGCAGCAGCAACAACAACAACAAAAAUAGUAGCAGCAGCAGCAACAACAGCAGCAACAACAGCAACAAGCCAAGCGAUGGCAUCAACAACAGCCACAACAACAACAACAGCAACAACAACAGCAACAGCAGCUACAGCAGCAGCAGCAAAAGUUAUUGGGAGCAGCAGCAGCAGCAGCAGGAGAUGGAAGCAUUUGCUGCUCAAGCAGACAGCUGGUGGGACCCUAAGGGUCCUGCUGCAGCACUGCAUGCAUAUACACCUGUUAGGGUGUCUUUGCUGCUGCAGCAGCUGCAGACCCUUCCUAUAUAUCAGCAGAUACUCCGUUCCAACGCCCAGCAGCAGCAACAGCAGCAACAGCAGCAGCAGCAGCAGCAGCAGCAGCUUCCUCUAUUAGGUGUCCGUAUAGCAGAUAUAGGGUGCGGAGGAGGACUACUUAGCGAAGCACUUGCUGCUGCUGGUGCUGCUGUUACUGCUAUUGACUGCAACAAGCAUCUUCUUGCUGCAGCAGAAAGAAGACAGCAGCAACGAGGCCAGGUGCUGCACCAUGAUUAUCAUCAUUCGCUGUUACAUCUACAGCAGCAUCUGCAGCAACUGCAGCAGCAGCUGCAACAGCAGCAGCAGCAGCAGCAGCAGCAGGGAGUGUGUGUGGGGUGUCUGUACAGCGUGGUGCAAAACCUGCAGCAUUUGCUGCAGUUGCUGCAGUUACUGCAGCAGCAGCAGCAGCAGCAGCAGCAGCAGCAACCUACAGGUAGUUGGUGUGGCCCAGAGGCUUAG
Messenger RNA from Eimeria maxima, 1155 nucleotides. RefSeq names its product 3-demethylubiquinone-9 3-methyltransferase, putative. The record is from RefSeq and is a predicted model, not a curated record. The transcript has 3 exons. NCBI's taxonomy places the organism in Eukaryota, Apicomplexa, Conoidasida, Eucoccidiorida, Eimeriidae. Bases 1 to 1155 code for a protein of 384 amino acids.